AUGCCUGUUUCAGUAAAUUAUCUUGAAGAAGAUUUGCAUGUUGAAAGGCCUAAAUAUAAAAACGCUCAUCUGAUUUUUCUGUCAGCUGUGCCAGGUAACCUUUUCAAUGAUAUGGCAGAAAAUAUAGAACCAGAAAUGAUUUUGACAUUAAAAGAAAUUGAUAUUUGUUUUCUACCAGUGGAAUCACAGGUUUACUCCUUAAAAGAGCCUGAAUUCUUUAAAGCAUUUUACAAUGCUUAUCAUGAUCUGGAUAUCAAUCAGUAUAAAAAGAUAGCUCAGAAAUUAGUUAGUUUAUUUUCCACUCUAGAAGAAAUACCUUUGAUAAGGUAUAGAAGGAACUUUGUUAAAAAUCUUAUUUUAGCUGAAACAAUUCAGCAAGAAUUAGAUCUUCAAAAAGAUUCUUUUAAACAGGUUCUUGAAUCAAAGAGAAAUAAAUCCCAGUUAUUGAUUUUGGAUCGAGGAUUCGAUUGUAUAUCUCCAAUCAUACAUGAAUUUACAUUCCAAGCCAUGGCAUAUGACUUAUUAGAUCUUUCAGAAGAUAUUUAUGAAUAUGCUUUAGAAGUAGGAAGGAUGGAAGCUGAAAUUCAAUCUACUCCUUUAACUGAAGAAGACCCAUUGUGGUGUAAAUUGAGACAUGAACAUAUAGCAAAUGUUGCAAGAAUUGUCCAAAAUAUGAUUGAAGCUGAAUCACUUAUGAAAGCAGCUACAGACCUCAAGACAAAAUAUAAAGGCCUUCCAUCAUUAGGUGAUGCUAUCAAAGAGCAUUUGUUGCAGAAAGCUAAUGAAUCAUUUUAUAGUUACAGACACAUGGCAAAUGAAUUGAUGAAAAAUUAUUGUGCUGGAAUUAAUGUACUGUCCCAGUUGGAACAGGAUUUAGCAAUUAGAAAGGAUUCUAACGAAAAACCAGUGAAAAAUAUUGAGCCUCCAGUCAUGGCCGCACUUGCAAAUGAGACUCAUGACAUCAUGGAGAAACUAAGACUAUUACUUCUGUUUAUUUUUUAUAAAAAAGGGGUCACUAAACAAAAUUUUGAUAAUAUUGUCAGAACUAGUGGUAUCAGUUUAGCUGCAGCAAGUACUAUCACAAAUAUUUUGCAUUUGGACAUAGAUAUCUUCAGGCCAAAUUACUGUGAACCUGUUGACCCUAGUGUGGCUGAAUAUACAGAUCCCUCAAAAGUUAAGUACAAGCAGUCACGCUGGAGCCCUAUAUUAAAAAACGUCAUUCUUAGUGCUAUUGAUGGUACACUGAGCAAGGAUCUUUAUCCCUUCUUAGAUAAUGAAAAAGGACAACAGCUAACUCCAGUUGAAAGAACUGGCUACUGGUGUGUGGAUAAAAAAAAUGAGAAGGCAUCGAGGUUAUUUGUCUUUAUUGUUGGCGGUGUGACUUAUUCAGAAAUGCGUUGUGCCUAUGAAGUGAUGAAAAAAUAUACAGGUGGAGAUGAUAUUAUAACACCAAAUUCUUUCAUUGAAAAAUUACAAGAACUAUACAAUUUCAUAACUUAUGUUUAGCAUUUGAUGAGGAAGACCUCAUUUUGCUGUAU
This is a messenger RNA of Argiope bruennichi, 1538 nucleotides long. Its product is annotated as syntaxin-binding protein 1-like. NCBI's taxonomy places the organism in Eukaryota, Metazoa, Arthropoda, Arachnida, Araneae, Araneidae. Gene Ontology annotation, molecular function: syntaxin binding. The transcript is spliced from 13 exons. Gene Ontology annotation, cellular component: secretory granule; plasma membrane. Gene Ontology annotation, biological process: intracellular protein transport; vesicle-mediated transport. The record is from RefSeq and is a predicted model, not a curated record. Bases 1 to 1506 code for a protein of 501 amino acids.